UUCGGGUUGCUCUGCUCUUUUGUUUUCGUUAGCUGACCACAACAUUCAUUUCGUAGCACGAGACGACGGCUUCUCUUAACUCACCACUACCGAUCGCUGCGCUCCCGGUUAUAAUAAAUUGCGAAUAAACAUCUUGUUAGGGCCUGUUAGUACUCGUCAAGAUGGGUUGUGGAAUGAGCACGGAGGAGAAGGAGGGCAAGGCCCGCAAUGAGGAGAUUGAGAAUCAACUGAAGAGGGAUAAGAUGAUGCAACGCAAUGAGAUCAAGAUGCUUCUCCUGGGUGCUGGUGAAUCCGGAAAGUCGACCAUCUUGAAACAGAUGAAGCUCAUCCACGAGGGCGGAUAUUCACGCGACGAGCGGGAAUCAUUCAAAGAAAUUAUCUUCAGUAAUACCGUUCAGUCGAUGCGCGUCAUCUUGGAAGCCAUGGAAUCACUCGAACUGCCACUAGAGGAUCAACGCAUGGAAUAUCAUGUACAGACAAUAUUUAUGCAACCUGCACAAAUUGAAGGCGAUGUCUUACCUCCUGAAGUUGGCAACGCCAUCGAAGCCCUAUGGAAAGACCGCGGUGUUCAGGAGUGCUUCAAGCGAUCCCGCGAAUAUCAAUUGAAUGACUCAGCGAGAUAUUACUUCGAUAAUAUCGUGCGUAUUGCUACGCCGGACUACAUGCCCAACGAUCAAGAUGUCCUGCGCUCACGAGUCAAGACAACCGGUAUCACCGAGACAACAUUCAUUAUCGGCGAUCUAACCUACCGUAUGUUUGAUGUCGGUGGUCAGCGCUCAGAGCGAAAGAAGUGGAUUCACUGCUUCGAGAAUGUCACGACAAUUCUCUUCCUGGUUGCUAUAUCAGAGUACGAUCAGCUGCUGUUCGAAGACGAGACGGUCAAUCGUAUGCAAGAAGCGCUCACUCUUUUCGACUCUAUUUGCAACUCAAGGUGGUUUAUCAAGACUUCUAUUAUCUUGUUUCUGAACAAGAUUGAUCGAUUCAAGGAGAAGCUCCCGGUUAGCCCUAUGAAGAACUACUUUCCCGAUUACGAAGGCGGCGAAGAUUAUGCUGCCGCUUGCGACUACAUCCUAAACCGCUUCGUUAGCUUGAACCAACACGAGACAAAACAGAUCUACACACACUUCACUUGCGCCACUGAUACAACACAAAUCCGUUUCGUUAUGGCUGCUGUUAAUGAUAUCAUCAUCCAAGAAAACCUUCGAUUAUGCGGUCUGAUCUGAUUAGUUCAUCGUGUAUCGGCCCAUGUCGAAGAUACAAACUCGUGUUUACCAGCGUAUAAUUCCUAACCGCCAGUAAUGCCUUAGAUCUGGCUAAUGACUCACUCACCUGUAACCCCUAACCAGC
Molecule: messenger RNA, 1347 nt
Organism: Xylaria bambusicola
Lineage: Eukaryota; Fungi; Ascomycota; Sordariomycetes; Xylariales; Xylariaceae
Product: guanine nucleotide-binding protein subunit alpha
Exons: 5
Coding region: 162-1223 (353 amino acids)
Biological process (GO): G protein-coupled receptor signaling pathway
Cellular component (GO): heterotrimeric G-protein complex
Molecular function (GO): G-protein beta/gamma-subunit complex binding; G protein-coupled receptor binding; GTPase activity
Source: RefSeq, a predicted model, not a curated record